GACGAUGAGUCAUCUCAUGGCGACGUGGAGAUGGCCAAGCAACUAGUUGAUCAAAACGACCACCUCUCUAUCACCGUGGUAAUCAUAUCUUUCAAUUCCAAAAGCACAUCGAUGAUCACCUCGCUCACCCUCGCAUCUAACAAACAAAUCCGCUACGAAAUAAUCUAUGGAGGAGAUCAACAACCAACCGAGUUGAAGGCGACUGAUUCUCACAUCCAAAGUCUAAAACCACAUGUGAGAGACGCCGUUUCGAAACUCGUAGAUCCCACUCGACCAGACUCACCACGUCUAGCUGGAUUCGUCGUUGAUAUGUACUGCACUUCGAUGAUCGAUGUCGCUAACAAAUUCGGUGUCCCGACUUACUUGUUUUACACUUCCAACGCUGGAUUUCUUGGACUCUUGCUUCACAUUCAGUUCAUGUACGACGCAGAUGAUACCUAUGACAUGAGCGAGUUGGAAGACUCAGACGCAGAAUUAGUGGUUCUGAGUUUGACUUGUCCUUAUCCGUUGAAAUGUCUUCCUUACAUUUUCAAAUCAAAAGAGUGGCUCUCCUUUUUUGUAACUCAAGCGAGAAGAUUCAGAGAGACUAAGGGCAUUU
Molecule: messenger RNA, 598 nt
Organism: Camelina sativa (false flax)
Lineage: Eukaryota; Viridiplantae; Streptophyta; Magnoliopsida; Brassicales; Brassicaceae
Source: RefSeq, a predicted model, not a curated record